AUGGCCUCCAAGACCUUUGCUCGAACCCUGCGCACUGCUUCCAAGCAGAAGAUUGCGACCCCAUCCAUCCCCAAGCGGUCGUUUGUCUCUGCUCGUGCUAGCAGACCCGUUGUGGCAGCUUCUCAGAGAAGCUCAUUCGCAGCUCCCGCUCAGCAACAGACAAGAGGUGUCAAGACCAUUGACUUUGCUGGCACGAAGGAAGAUGUUUACGAGCGCGCUGACUGGCCUCGUGAGAAACUCCUCGAUUACUUCAAGAACGACACCCUGGCGCUGAUCGGUUAUGGUUCGCAAGGCCAUGGUCAGGGUCUUAACCUCCGUGACAACGGAUUGAACGUCAUCAUCGGUGUUCGAAAGAACGGAGCGUCGUGGAAGGAAGCAGAACAAGAUGGCUGGAUUCCCGGCAAGAACUUGUUCGAGGUUGACGAGGCCAUCUCCAAGGGCACCAUCAUCAUGAACUUGCUCAGUGAUGCUGCACAGAGUGAAACCUGGCCAGCUAUCAAGCCUCAAUUGACCAAGGGAAAGACUCUGUAUUUCUCCCACGGUUUCUCCCCCGUUUUCAAGGACCUUACCAAGGUCGACGUGCCCGAGGAUAUUGAUGUUAUCCUGGUCGCCCCCAAGGGUUCCGGCCGAACUGUCCGAUCGCUCUUCCGUGAAGGACGGGGCAUCAAUUCGUCCUUUGCCGUGUACCAGGAUGUCACCGGCAAGGCUAAAGAGAAGGCUGUCGCCAUGGGUGUCGCAGUCGGUUCCGGCUACCUCUAUGAGACCACAUUCGAAAAGGAGGUCUACUCUGACCUGUACGGUGAGCGAGGCUGCUUGAUGGGUGGUAUCCAUGGCAUGUUCCUCGCCCAGUACGAGGUUCUCCGAGAGCGUGGCCACUCUCCCUCCGAGGCAUUCAACGAGACUGUCGAGGAGGCCACCCAAUCCCUGUACCCUCUCAUCGGUGCCAACGGCAUGGACUGGAUGUACUCUGCUUGCUCGACCACCGCUCGUCGUGGUGCCAUCGACUGGCAAGGCAAGUUCAAGGAUGCUCUCAAGCCCGUCUUCAAUGAUCUGUAUGACAGCGUCAAGAACGGCACCGAGACCAAGCGCAGCUUGGAGUACAACAGCCAGAAGGACUACCGACAGAAGUUCGAGAAGGAGAUGGAGGACAUCCGGGGUAUGGAGAUCUGGCGUGCCGGAAAGGCUGUUCGGUAA
This is a messenger RNA of Exophiala spinifera, 1194 nucleotides long. Its product is annotated as ketol-acid reductoisomerase, mitochondrial. Gene Ontology annotation, biological process: L-valine biosynthetic process. Gene Ontology annotation, cellular component: mitochondrion. The coding region runs from base 1 to 1194 and encodes 397 amino acids. NCBI's taxonomy places the organism in Eukaryota, Fungi, Ascomycota, Eurotiomycetes, Chaetothyriales, Herpotrichiellaceae. Gene Ontology annotation, molecular function: ketol-acid reductoisomerase activity. The record is from RefSeq and is a predicted model, not a curated record. The transcript has 4 exons.